AUGAAGGGAGAGUUUGCUUUCAAAGUAGCCGAGUUGCAUACCAAAUACGGGCCGGUGGUGCGCCUUGGGCCUUCGGCGGUAUCCUACAUUGACGAAAGAGCCUGGGAAGACAUUCAUGGAAAGCAUGAUGGCCGCAAACAGCUGAAAAAGGCCAAGGAAUUUGUGCCCACAAGUCCGCCUAAUGGGGCUCAGGGUCUGGUUUUUGUCCGUGAUGACAAGGCCCACGGCCGGAUAAGACGCAACUUUUCGCACGGCUUCUCCGACAAGGCCCUCAGAGACCAGGAGGGCCUAAUUGGGCGAUACUUUGACAAACUAGUAGCGAGGCUGCGACGGUCAGUCGCAGAAGAUGCGCCUAUCAACAUGAUGAAAUGGUACCAACUCGCCACUUUUGACGUUGUUGGCGAUCUCACUUACGGAGAGAACAUCGGUUGCCUGGAGGAUGAUGCCCACGAACUACAUAGAUGGAUUGACAACCUUUACUACAUCGUUAAAGCCAUGUUUUUGCUUGGCUUCAUGAGGGACUUCCUCCGCCUGGACCAACUUCUCUUGGUUGUCAUGACGUCCGACAAGCUACCACUGAAGAAGAACAAGCACCGCACACUGCUUAUCAACAAGCUGAACCGUCGGCUGGGGUGCACUGAACCCCGGAGCGAUUUCAUGGAGUACGUGAUACGCAACCUGGACACCCCGACGGGCAUCUCGUAUGACGAGAUGAUGAUGACAUCGUCCAACAUCCUGAUGGCCGGUGCCGAAACCACGGCGAUGACUCUUUCAGGCGCAACUUACCUUUUGUGUCAACAUCCGGAGGCACUGGCAGCUUUAACCGCCGAGAUCCGCGGCUCUUUCGCUUCAGGCGAUGAGAUUCACAUGACAACGACCACAGACCGUCAUCUCCCCUAUCUUUCCGGGGUGGUUGAGGAGACGUUACGGUUGUUCCCCCCCGUUCCGACAACCUUGCCACGAGUGACCCCGCCUGAGGGCCACUUCAUUGCCGGGCGGUUUGUUCCUGGGAACUCACAGGUUUUUGUCAAUCAGUUAGCCGCCUACCGGUGGCCGGCACACUUUGCUGAAUCUUCCUCCUUCCGGCCGGAGCGUUGGCUGAAGAGCGAAGGCGGGACAAUGUAUGAUGCAGACAUCAAGAGCGUUUUGAAGCCGUUUUCGACUGGUCCAAGGAACUGCAUCGGGAAACACUUGGCGUAUGGAGAAGUGCGUACUAUACUUGCCAAGAUAUUGUGGGAGUUUGACUUGCAACUUGAUCCCAAGAGCGACGGUUGGAUGGAGAGUUUGAAGAUAUACGGCGUAUGGGAAAAGAGGCCCUUAAUGGUUCGAUUUCGCCCGGCCCUUAGGGAAUGA
Molecule: messenger RNA, 1353 nt
Organism: Colletotrichum destructivum
Lineage: Eukaryota; Fungi; Ascomycota; Sordariomycetes; Glomerellales; Glomerellaceae
Product: Putative cytochrome P450
Exons: 2
Coding region: 1-1353 (450 amino acids)
Molecular function (GO): heme binding; oxidoreductase activity, acting on paired donors, with incorporation or reduction of molecular oxygen; iron ion binding
Source: RefSeq, a predicted model, not a curated record